GUGGUCCAGAAGCGUGGUUGUAUCCAGUGCAGGUUUCAACCUAUGACCCUGUCAUUAUAAUGACACGCUCACCUACGUCUCUGCUUUCUCUCUCCACUGCUCUUUUCCUUCCCACAAAAUUAGGGUUUCUUUUUCAAUUCAAUGUGAGAAAAGAAAAAGUAAAAAUCAUUCAUCAUAUCAACAUUCAUAGAAAAAUUGGGAAAAAACUGUGUGAGAAGCCAUGGUUGUCGAUGAUAUGACCAAGUGCAUCGUCGUCGGUUAUGGGCGUUGCAGUUCUACUCGAUUCUUCGAUGCGUAUCCCAAAAGGGGUUUGAUGGAGGGGAGAUAUAGUGGGGAUUGAUAUGAUGUUGAAGGUGUUUAUAAGGUUGUUUUGUUGAAUUGUUUUUGGGAUAUGGUAAUAUUGUACCGACCAGCAAUAAAACUCAUCAUCAACAAGAUGAGGAGGUAGGACGGUGGUGGAUCCUUGUCUUGCUUCAUUGUCAAUGGAGAAUCAUCACCCUUCAACGCUCUUGUCCAUGGAUUCAAGUGCAUCUUCUCAUGAGGAACUGGAUUUGGAGAUGAAUCGCCAGAUCAUACUUUCGCGUCCCCCGGAUAUCAAUUUGCCCCUGUCUGCAGAGCGCAGCCCACCACCACAGCCAUGGAGUUCUGACCCUUGUGAUAUUUUGGAUGUUGGCCUUGGCACUCAAGGGUAUGUCACUGAGACUUUUCUCAAUCUGCCCAAAGCUGGAAGGAAAUGUGCGAAGCGGUUUGAUAGCAUAUGGGGUGCUUGGUUUUUCUUCAGUUUUUACUUCAAGCCUUCUUUGAAUGACAAAUCUAAGGCCAAGAUUGUUAGGGACGGCAACGGUGUUUCUGGGUUCGAUAAAUCUGACCUCAAGCUUGAUGUUUUCAUGGUUCAGCAUGACAUGGAAAACAUGUACAUGUGGGUUUUCAAGGAAAGGCCUGAGAAUGCCUUGGGUAAGAUGCAGCUGAGGAGUUACAUGAAUGGGCAUUCUCGCCAAGGGGAGCGACCGUUUCCGUUUAGUGUUGACAGGGGUUUUGUUCGAUCCCACAGGAUGCAGAGAAAGCAUUACAGAGGGCUUUCAAACCCUCAGUGUGUGCAUGGCAUUGAGGUUGUUCCUUCACCCAAUUUGAUGGUUCUGGACGAGGACGAUCGGAAAAGGUGGAUGGAGCUCACUGGCCGAGAUGUGAAUUUCUCAAUCCCACCUGAAGCAAGCGAUUUCAGUUCAUGGAGAAAUCUUCCCAACACUGACUUUGAGCUUGACAGACCACCUCAUCCAAUCAAGAACACUCCAAAUUCACACCCAAAGAAGCUGCUCAAUGGAUCUGCACUUAAUUUAUCAACUCAUCUGUCUAACCACAGUAAUGGCGAUGUGCUGGACAUAUCUCCUAUCAACGGCAAAAAGAGGAAGGACUUUUUUCCUCAUGGAAACGACGUAGAAUGUUACCUGGUUGUUAAUUCUCCACCUGAUCGGAUUCAAGAUGUAGAAAUGCACUCGAGUGAGCUGCCACACUGGUUGAAUGACUUCAGCGGGGUGAUGAAGAAUGUCUGUGGACCUGUUACAGCUGCUAAAACUAUUUAUGAGGAUGAACAAGGUUACUUGGUUAUCAUCAGUCUGCCCUUUGUAGAUCUUGCAAGUGUGAAAGUUUCGUGGAGGAACACUCUGACUCAUGGUAUCAUAAAGGUUUCUUGUAUGAGCACAUCUCGGAAGCCUUUGAUGAAGAGACGUGACAGGACAUUCAAGCUUACAGAUCCAUCAUCUGAGCACUGCCCUCCUGGAGAAUUUGUCCGCGAAAUCUCUCUUACGACCCGAAUUCCCGAAGACGCUAACAUAGAAGCGUACUACGAUGAGCCAGGAUCUGUGCUUGAGAUCAUGGUGCCAAAGCAUCGCGUCGGUCCAGAGGAGCAUGAAGUCCGCGUCUGCCUUCGUCCUCAUCUAGCAGGGAAUGAUCUUAUGUUAACUUGAGAUAGAAGAAGCACUUCUAGAAACUUGUUAGGAUUCCAGUGUGGUGUGUUUAUCAUUGUUCUUCUAACUUUGUACCAUACAGUGUUAUUAGUAAUACAAAAUGUUGUCUCUAGCUAUUUUAGCUCACUGAUUGCGCCUGUUCUUUUUUUUGUUCUGGUGCAUCUAAGCUUUUGAAUGUAAGCAUUCUUAAUCUUGAAUAUUCAGUUCUUUAUUACGAUGA
Molecule: messenger RNA, 2184 nt
Organism: Lotus japonicus
Lineage: Eukaryota; Viridiplantae; Streptophyta; Magnoliopsida; Fabales; Fabaceae
Exons: 2
Coding region: 483-1964 (493 amino acids)
Source: RefSeq, a predicted model, not a curated record